Molecule: messenger RNA, 783 nt
Organism: Microthlaspi erraticum
Lineage: Eukaryota; Viridiplantae; Streptophyta; Magnoliopsida; Brassicales; Brassicaceae
Source: the annotation of a GenBank genome assembly
AUGGCCGGGACAUAUUCGCCGGAGAAAUGCUCCAUGUGGAUUGACCUGAACAGAGAAGAGGCGGAGGAGAAUAAAAAUGAAGAAGGGUCAUCAUCAGUUGAAGACGAAGAACAAGCCACAAGUAGUAACAACGUGAGACAGUAUGUUCGAUCCAACAUGCCUCGGCUUCGAUGGACGCCUGAUCUUCACCUUUCCUUCAUCCGUGCUGUCCAACGACUAGGCGGUCCACACAGAGCGACGCCGAAAUUGGUUCUUCAAAUGAUGAAUAUGAAAGGACUGAGUAUUGCGCAUGUCAAGAGUCACUUACAGAUGUAUCGGAGUAAGAAGCCAGAGACGUCAUCUCGAUACAGCAGCUAUUUGUUGGACAUGAUCCAUAUCCCUUAUGGCGGUUUAAGAAAUGUCUACAACUCUAAAACCGUUCCAACAAGGGUACUAGAUCAAGACGCAGUCUAUGCAAAUCUUGGAGGUAACUUUCUGAUGCGACCUUCCAGCUGGUUUAGCGGGUUAACCGGAAAGGAAUCUCAUAACCGAGACAGAACAGAGAACAAGACUCUGCCUCUUCUUGAGAUUAGGAAGAGCAUCCAUGAGAAAAGAGUCCGAGAAGAAGAACAGGCGAGAGAAGAAUCAUCAUUGAAACGAUCAAAACUAAUGUCCGGAGGUGGUGGCAAUCAGUUCCCGGAGUUAGGAAUUUGUAGGCAAAGACCAAGAGAUGAUAUCAACACGAUGCUCUCACUCUCUCUGUUCUCGACAUCGCCGGGAGACCAUAGCAUAGUAGAGAGAUGA